Messenger RNA from Thamnophis sirtalis, 2106 nucleotides. Lineage: Eukaryota; Metazoa; Chordata; Lepidosauria; Squamata; Natricidae. The record is from RefSeq and is a predicted model, not a curated record.
GAACGAAGGUCGAGCAAGAAAUAUCGAUGGUUGCCGAGGAAAGACAUGGGAGGUAGAGAAAGUCGCUGCAACUGGAGGGGGCUCCCCUUCACCUUUACCCUGGGCUUCCUCUUCGCGUUAGCCCCGCCGAUCGCCCAGAGCCGGACUCUCCGCUUCGUGACUUUGUUGUAUCGGCAUGGAGAUCGCUCCCCCGUGAAGACAUAUCCCCGAGAUCCCUACCAGGAAAGCGCCUGGCCCCAAGGAUUUGGACAGUUGUCUCAGAUUAUGAUCAAGACUUUUUUUCUUACUAUAGGAGUUCUUUUGUCUCAAAUAAGGAAGAAUCUUACCUUAGCUACAAAAGACUCAGCACCUCACCAUGUCAAAAUGCUUAUGUACUCAGCGCAUGACACCACUCUUGCGGCACUGCAGACAGCUCUGAAUGUUUACAAUGGGAAGCAACCGCCCUAUGCUUCAUGUCAUAUAUUUGAACUGUACCAAGAAGAUGAUGGUAAUUUUACAGUGGAGAUGUUCUUUCGGAAUGAGUCUCAUAAGGAGCCUUAUGUAUUGCUGCUUCCCGACUGUAAACAGCGCUGUCCCCUGCAACAAUUCCUGCAACUUACAGAGCCGGUUAUUUCACAGGACUGGAAACAGGAAUGUCAGAUAAUAAGCACAUGGAACAACACAGAACUUAUUGUGACUUUGGCUGUCAGUGGAUCUCUCCUCUUCUUACUUAUUGUUCUGCUCAUGACAGUACUCAUCCGUGUGAAGUCCCAGCCUCUUGGCUAUAGCCAUAUUUCCAAUGAAGGAGAGGAACAGCCUUGACAAUUGCUUCAGCCCCUCCUGAGACAGCAAGAGGAAACAGAGCUGAUCUUUGGGACAAAUGGGGCCACAUUCAAUGACUAAAUAUCUUACUGAUUUUGAUUUUUGAAGCACAAGAGUUGACAGUGGAGCUGCUGCAACUAGCAGAUGCAUUCUAUCUAGCACAGCAUAAUGCAGUUAGUUUCUAGGAGUAAAGUGCCAACAUGGUCUUAGAUUGCUAUUUCUCAGUGCAUGACUAGUUCAACAAGGUUAGGCUUUUCUUUCUCUGAACUCAAUAUCCUGUCUUAAUGGUAUAAAAAUGGUACAGGAAAGUGGCUCACUGCUCCUUAAAAAGCCUUCAGUCUAGUAGCUGCCACUUGUACCUGCCUUCUACACUGUGACAAUGGUAUGAUGCUAAACCAGCAAUAACCAAUCUACCGAGUAAUUCAGAAAAAAUCAUGGUUUCUAUCGUAGAAAACAGCCAUAGGAAGAAAUCUUAAAUUUAUUCGACAUAAUGGGAUUCACUUCCAAGUCAACACACACAGAAUUGUGCAAUAGGUACUUUACUCAGUCUUUAGAUACUCAAAAGAUAGGACAAGUGAUAUUAGAGUCCUCCCUGCCCUCUGUAACAGAAAAGGGUUAAUCAAAUGUAGGCAUUCAAGCCAUUAUUUACAUACCUAUGAUACAUCAUGCUCAGUAUUCUGGACAAGAGGAACGUUAAAAGAACAUGUGCUUUAGGACACAUGCUCAAACAUUCAAAGGUCUUAUUCAAAUAUCUGUGGUAGAAAUAUGUAUGUCUCUGGUUUUACAUUCCUAAACUUCAUUUUGAAACAUGCUGCUGAAGUUAAAGACCAGAUAACUUUUAACUUAGCAGGUUCUAUUGUUAUGUAAUAUACAGGGUCAUAUAUAUUUGGGAGAUCAGCAGCUCCCAAAUCUUCCCUAGUCCCCAUUCCAUUCCACUGCUGCUGGUGCCACACAUUUUCUCUUGGCUCUUGCGUAAACCCUUUAACUUUUGCCCCCUUUUUUUUUACUCUUUGACCUUCACUGAUUGCGCUUCACCUCAAAUUGUAAAUUCCUUCUUUACACAAUGCAAUGCAACAUAGAUGUCUUUCUUAUUCCACUCCAUGAAGAGAAAAUUACUACACGUACUACCUCAUCAAAAAUAUUUUAUAUGGCAUAUAAAAAUCACAAGCCUAUAAUUUCAAAUAUUCACAAGACAUAGCCAAUUUCUUAACUUUAAUCAAAAUAUUCGUUCACAUUUUAGAGAAAAUAGUACUUUCCUUAGAUCUGAAUUCUAUAGGAUCCGAAGUGCUCCUGAAGAUGUGCAAU